Molecule: messenger RNA, 1342 nt
Organism: Vitrella brassicaformis
Lineage: Eukaryota; Vitrellaceae
Source: the annotation of a GenBank genome assembly
UUGGGACAUACGGCGUUCAUUCAACGCACACAGACUCACUCACUCACUCACUCACUCGGUCCUCUUAGUCCACUGGGCGUGCAGGUGGUGCAGCAGAAUCCCACACGCCACACCCACAUUCAGACUGUCCAGCAACACACCCCCACCCCCACCACCACCAUCCCCCCUGUGUAAUAAUGGUGCCCCCCUGAUCUCCACCAAAGUAUCGCAGCACCCCAAGACGCUCCUCCGCACACCACUGCCUUCAUUGCCCAGCACCAGCAGCACAGGACGGCUGUCGUCCAACUUUCCCCAGGACACCUCAUCCACACCAACUACGCUAACACCCGGCAAAAGUCCACCAUCCACCCUUGUCCUCCCCUCAUCACUCCUUCCCCCAUCCUUCUCUCCCUCGCUGUCAGUUUCCCCCUCGCUCACCGCCGCCCCGAUGAGCCGAAAGCCCCUGGCCUGGGACUGCUGCAGGAACCGACCGAUAUUCUCUGUCUGCGUCAGCUGGAUCAGCUCCAUCGCACCAGCCGAGGCCUUGGAAGCGGCCGGGGUCGGCCGGGCGGACGAGGACGACUGCAGCACCACUGAGGAAGCGCCGAAGAAGUAAGCCGACCUGCAGAUGGAACCCAGGUUGCCCACGUCCGCCACCUGGUCCAGCACUAUGUGCAGGGGCAUCGUUUGGGUUUGGGUGGUGCCGCUGUCGUCAUGUGGCUGCGGUGUGAGCCAUGGGAUGGCGGGGAGGGGGAGGGGGGAGGCGCACAGAGCCACCCCCUGGUGUGCGCGGUCGCCUGUCAGGUCGUUCAGCACCACCCUGGGGCACCACCUCACCGCCACGUCAGCCUCCUCAGCAGCUCCCAAUAGAUCGACCAGGCCACCCCCGCUCUCAGCUGACGUGCCACUGUAACGGAGGCUGUCCUGCACCAGCAGCUCAUAGGCAGUCCGCCGCCGUGCCCGCAGCGCCGCAUACACCACGUUCCGCCCAUAUAGCAGCUCCGUCCCAGCGGGGAAGGGCGAGUCACCACCACCACCACCACCACCAGGGUGCGAAUCCUCCUCUCUCCAUCUUGCUGAGCCUCUCGCGUCGUCGUCCUCCUUCCUCCUCUGCUGAGAUCUCCUCCUUUGCACACCAGCUGGCCUUGCAUCAUGCUGCCGUCGGAAGGCGCGGAGGGGCGGCGAUGGGUCAGGGGUGCGGUGCCCCAGCUGAGAGGGCAGGAAGGCCUCUCGUGACGAAGCCACAACUGUCACGGCUGCCAUCGAAGCGCUGAACAGCGCCUUGAUCGCCAUCAAAUGUGCCGUUUUCUUUCUGCUCGUCACCGAGCACUCAAUGCCACACUCAUUCAAUGAGUCGGUAGCG